Melozone crissalis (California towhee) is the source of this 2382-nucleotide messenger RNA. It is a transcript of the gene CEP43, whose product is annotated as centrosomal protein 43. NCBI's taxonomy places the organism in Eukaryota, Metazoa, Chordata, Aves, Passeriformes, Passerellidae. Gene Ontology annotation, molecular function: protein binding. The transcript is spliced from 12 exons. The record is from RefSeq and is a predicted model, not a curated record. Gene Ontology annotation, biological process: microtubule anchoring. Gene Ontology annotation, cellular component: centrosome. Bases 167 to 1276 code for a protein of 369 amino acids.
CCGCGGCCUCUCUGCGUCCCCUCUCGGGGUGGUGCCGAGGGCGGCCACUGUCCCGGUCCGCUCCGUUCCCUCGGGUCCGCCCUGGGCUUGUGCCUCCGGCGGCGGCGAAUCUGCCGGGCCGGUCCCGCCGCUAGCGCGGUUUGGGCGGUUGUCAGGGAGAAGCAAGAUGGCGGCCGCGGCGACGGAGGAGGACACGGAGCUGCGGGACCUGCUGGUGCAGACGCUGGAGAGCAGCGGGGUGCUCAAUAAGAUUAAGGCAGAGUUACGGGCAGCUGUGUUUUUGGCUUUAGAAGAACAAGAGAAAGUAGAGAACAAAGCACCUCUGGUAAAUGAAAGCUUGAAAAGUUUUUUAGGUACAAAGGAUGGUCGCUUGGUAGCAGGUCUUGUUGCAGAAUUUCUACGUUUUUUCAAUCUUGAUUUUACUUUAGCUGUUUUUCAGCCUGAAUCAAGCACGCUAAAUGGCCUUGAUGGUCGAGAAAACUUAGCUCGAGAUUUGGGAAUUAUGGAAGCAGAAGGUACUGUGGGUGGUCCCCUGUUGCUGGAGGUUGUUAGGAAGUGUCAGCAGAAGAAGACUUCAGGUGGUGGAGAAGUGGCACCAGUUCUAAGUGACAGCCAGUGCCCCACAUCAAAAUCAUCUGAUGGACAGUCAAGUGCAUACUCUAUACCAAAUAAGGCUGCUGAAAACACUCAGAGUGAUACAAGUAUCUCAUCAGGGGAAGCAAGCAAAAAAAGUAUUCAUUUUUUGCCUAAUGAAACAAAACUAGAUCCUCAACUAGAAAACAAAGACUUGAGUACCAAAGAAAAAAGUGAUCCAGUUGUGGAUGAAGAUGAUGUAGAGGGAGAUUCUUUCUUUGAUGACCCUGUACCCAAACCAGAAAGAACUUUCAGCUGGAAAACUGAGGCUAAAGCAGGAGGUCUAGCAUCCCUUUCUGAUGCACCAGCUCUAAAAAGUGGCUUAAGCUCCCUGACUGGUGCACCGUUGCUAAAGGAUUCUGAUAAUUUGGAUAGAAACUCUGUUUUAAAAGACCUGCGGUUGGUGAACGCAAAGCUGGGAUCACUAGAAUUAGGAAAUGGAGAUGAUGAUGAAUAUGCUGAUGAUUUCAACAGUACAAGUCAUCGCUCAGAAAAAAGUGACAUCAGUAUUGGUGAAGAAAUAGAUGAACUUUCUGUGGGAACAGAAGAGUCAAAUGCCAGUGAUAAACUCGAAAGCAUCACACAAGACCUUACCAUUUCUCAGUUAAGCGAUGUUGCAGAUUACCUAGAAGACGUGGCAUAGAAUUGGACAGCAAAAAUCUUUCAUUGUGCUGGACUAGAAGACUGCUGUGGACUAUUAAUUUCAGACAAUCACCUUUUGCUGGAAUGUCCACUCCCUAUUUGUGCCUUGUGUUUCAAAAAUACUGUCGGUGAAGAAGGUUUUUAAAUAUUCUGAACAAGAGCUACAUGAAAUAAUGUGUUCCCAUUUGAGUCUGAUAUCAGAAUUACUUUCUUCAUUUGAUUCAGCCAAACCUUUCACAGAAGGAGGUGGAUUUUCCAAGCGGGAUGUCCAUUGCUGGCAGUGGACAUAAUAAAAACCAACUGGUAAGAGAACAUCAAGAAAGAGGCAUGUGGCUUUAUAGUGAACUUGCACUGUUGUUUUAACAGUCAGAUUUUUUUUUUUAAAGAUAACCAAAGAACCUUCAAAGGUAGUGGUUCAACUCACACUUCUUUUAACACAAUCUUGUCAAGUCAGCAUGUAGUCCGUAUUUAUGGUAACUCUAGCCACAAUACCUGAUUACUCCAUACUUACUUGAAACUGUUCUUUUACAGACUCCUCUGAAAGUUGGACUUUACCUUUUUUAAAGGCAUAUUAAGUUGAGAGUGUCUAAACUCUUUAACCUAAAUUUAGCUCUAUUUAGGAGCUAAAUUUAGCACUAGUCUUAACCCAGAAUAUUCUUGUUUAAAUAUGUUUGUCAGACCGUUGAUGUUAAGACCUAAGCUGUUUUUAUAUAUGAUAAUUUCAUCAAUGUUAUUUGUUGUUAAAUCACAAAAAGUAAUUUUGUAAGGAUUCACAAAUCAGUAACUAAAUCUUAUGGGGUAAGUUUUUAACAGUGUGUAAGACUUAGUGGAGCUUUUAUUUUUGAGGGUUCUUCAUGUGCUGUAAGAUCAUUUUCAUUCUUGAAAAAUAUUUUAAGUAAAAAUGAGCGCCAAAAAGAGAAACUACUAAACUUCUGGUUUUCAGAUUCUGACUGCUGUACAAAGUUCAAUGCAAAUAUUUAAAAAUACCAUACUUAAGACAUUGUGGACACUAAGUUCUAGCUAAGAGCAAAUUCUUGUAUUUUCACAAUGCUCUUGCAGAACAGGGUCAGUCCUGGCAAGGUUGACAGUUCUGCAGUGAUACUGUUG